AUGCUGUACCAACGAGGAGACCGUCGCUUGAAGCUCGCUACAAUCUAUGAAGGCCGUGAAACUGAAUUCAUUGGAUGGGAAAACUUGGACACUGACGUCUUGGUGAGGAUCUUUCAGAAAUGUUAUGACCUCCCUGAGCUGUCGACUUCUCGAUUAGGUCAUGUCUGUAGGAAAUGGCGUCAGGCUUUCCGCGAUCCCAUGCUGUGGAAGACGAUCGAUCUGUCGGGAAUGAAAUCUACUUUCAUCAAGAUCCCAGUUGUUCCAUUUGUGUACGUGAACAGCAGCUCUGAUGAGCAACUGAAACGGAUCUUGGAUUGCUGCAUGAGGUUUAGCAAUCAGAACACAACCACCUUGAUUUUCCAUUACAACUUGUAUCCGACUAAUGAAAUGAUCACGAACAUUGCUCAAAGCUGUCCAAACAUGAGACGCUUGGUGCUACUAUCGUGGACCAGGAUAAAGGAGGCAAUUAUGUGUGAUGCACUAAGCCACUUCAAGAACCUGGAAUCACUAACAAUCCCAAGCAUGACAAUGCCAAGCAUGAUAGAGCCGGAGAAUCUCUUUCCAUCGAUCAAGAAGAACUGCAAGAAUUUAAGAGAGCUCAAGGUAAUGGGUACCAUCGAUCUCUGCUUCGUGAAGAACCUCGUGAAGCACCUCCAGCAGGUGAAAGUCCUCAGCCUCAGAUGCAACAGCAUACACCAAGAUGCGCUCCUAGCACUCUUCGAUGGAAUGAAAGACCUCGAGGUUCUCAACGUUUGCCAUUGCUACAUCUUUGUGCCGGAGGGAACGUUUCCUGAUUGGAGCAAAAUACUGGAGAAGGCCUCGCAGCUGAAGCGGGUUAUGAGCUGUUUUAAUCCCCAGACUUGUGACAUGUGUCGCAGGGCGUGUGAAGAUGAAGGGAUGGUGAGGUGGUACAAGUGUGAGGAAGGGCUUUGGAAAGCAGAUGAAUUAGCCUCUCUUCAUCUCUAA
This is a messenger RNA of Microthlaspi erraticum, 966 nucleotides long. NCBI's taxonomy places the organism in Eukaryota, Viridiplantae, Streptophyta, Magnoliopsida, Brassicales, Brassicaceae. The record is from the annotation of a GenBank genome assembly.